AUGAAAAAAAAAAUGGCAUCACCAUGCUUAUUUAUAAGAACUCCCGACACCCACAAACGUGUGCUUAUUAAGAAAUUCAUGGGAGUCUUCUUUGAUUUUGCAGGAGAAAUGCCGAACCAGCAGCGUCCAUGGCGUCUAUCGCUGUUCAUCGUCUUCUUCCUCGUAGCAACGUUCUUUAAUCCGUCUUUGGCCGAUGUUGGCACUGCUGCCCAUUACAGCCCCCCAUAUCUUCCCACCGCCUGCUUCGGGAACGAUGCUUCCCAGUUCCCGACGAACAACUUGUUCGCAGCGGCAGGGGAUGGAAUAUGGGACAACGGAGCUUCCUGUGGACGGCAAUACUUGGUGAGAUGCAUCAGUGCGGCUACCCCAGGAACUUGUAAUCCAAGUCAAACCAUUCAAAUCAGGAUAGUUGAUCGAGCGGAGACAUCGGUGUCUAGGCCUUCCGCCAAUGGUGCUACCAUUAUUCUUUCCAAUACUGCUUUCGGCGCCAUUGCAAACCCCUCCGCCGCAUCUGUUAACAUCGAAUUCCAACAGGUUUGAAUUUUGAAGAUUACCGUACCUCCACAGUACCUGCUUGAUGAAGCUUUUGGAUCAUUUCUUUUCGUGUUUUAGAGAACUCCAUUAAUCUACUAAAGCCAAAGGGUUUUUUCUUUUUAUUUAUUAUCAUAUAUAUACAUUUUUGUUUUUCAAUA
This is a messenger RNA of Gossypium raimondii (Peruvian cotton), 692 nucleotides long. Its product is annotated as EG45-like domain containing protein. The transcript has 3 exons. The record is from RefSeq and is a predicted model, not a curated record. The coding region runs from base 1 to 540 and encodes 179 amino acids. NCBI's taxonomy places the organism in Eukaryota, Viridiplantae, Streptophyta, Magnoliopsida, Malvales, Malvaceae.